This is a messenger RNA of Symbiodinium pilosum, 876 nucleotides long. The record is from the annotation of a GenBank genome assembly. Lineage: Eukaryota; Dinophyceae; Suessiales; Symbiodiniaceae.
AUGAUGCAUGGCAUGGGUGAUUUCGCGAAGAAUCCAAUGGGUAUGGUCCCACUGCUAAAGCUCAUCGCGCAGACCGCCAACAGCUACGUGCACAGCGUGGAGCUUUGCUCGAGUCCGUCAAAGCUCUCAGGCUGCCCGCAGGAGGAUCAGUCCAAUGGCUUCUUCAUGACGAUGGAUGCCCAAGUUGAUCAGUUCGCCCGUGUUGUGAGGGCUGACAAGAAUCUGAGCAGCGGAUUCAAUGCCGUUGGUUUCUCACAGGGCAACACGGUGAUCCGCGGUUACAUCCACAAGUACAACGACCCGCCAGUCAGGAACUUCUUGUCCAUGCACGGUGUUCUCAUGGGUGUGAACGGGCUUCCGCAGUGCCCUAUGUCAGUGCCAGGAGUUGGAGUUCUUUGCCGUGCAGUCGAUGCCAUUGUUUCUCAUGCUGGCGUUUAUGACAGCUUCGUGCAGAACCAUCUGGCCCAAGCGAACUACUACCGGGAUGCUGCGAACCUGGACACUUACAGGUCGCAUGCCCAUUUCCUGCCCUUCAUCAACAACGAGGUGAAGGGACAGGAGAACUCAACGUACAAGGAGAAUUUCAAGUCCUUGGAGAAGUUGGUGCUGGUGAUGGCAAAGGAUGACACGAUGGUCCACCCCAAAGAGAGUGAACACUUCGGCUACUUCAAAGAUGGCUCACGGGAGGAACUGGUGGACAUGCGUGAUGCGCCUUGGUACACAGAAGACUGGUUCGGCCUGAAAAGCCUGGACCAGGACAAAAAGAUCGAUUUCUUCUCGACCCCAGGCAACCACCUUCGCUUCAAAACAGAUUUCUUGGUCGAGAUGGUGAAAAAGUAUUUUGUGAGCGACACUGGCGCGUCCAUCAUGGUCUGA